AUUUUUGUGAAGAUUAAAUGCAAGCAUAACACCCUAAUUACCACAAUUGUAGCAAAAAAAAACGUAGCACACAACCCAAGUACGCCUCGGUGGUGUGUUAAAAGAUGAAAAUUAAUGUAAACAAACCAAACUACUGUAUAUACUGAGGUGCUGUGUUCUUAAAAGCAGUGCCCAUAAGAACGCGUGUAGUUUAAUAUUUGACAGAUGUCGCUCGUCUCUUGUCGUCGUCUAGGUGUUCAGCACUUGAUAGUUGACCUGCAUGAUAAGGUGACAUAUUUUUGUACUUUUGUCACACGAAAAAUUAAAAAUUUUCAAAGUUGUAAUGGAGCAUUUGUAUAAUGUUGGAAAACGCUAUAAGUCAAUUUUCUUUGUUUUUUGUUGAAUUGCAAAUUUAUGUUUAUAUAUGUUAAAAAAUACAUACAGUAGAAUCCGGAUUAUCUAACAAAAGUGUUUCGACGGCAUAAAUUAGUUAAAAAGAAAUUGUGAAAUAAAUUAUUAAAAUUAACUGUACCUCUAUUGAACCGCACGACGAGUUUAAGGAAAUUACAGAAGCAAUGAAAAUUCUUAGCAAUGAUGAAGGGUGUGUUGAAAGGAAUAUUAUAGAGUGGCUGAACUGCGUUAAUGAAUACCCUGGAUUCCAAACAUCAACUGAUGAAAAAAUCAUUGACGCUUUGAACGGAAGGAGAGAGAGAAGCUGAUGAAGCGACUGAAACUGGGGAUGCACCUACAUAUGUCAAGUACCAGCUCACGCAAAAACUUUUGAAGCACUAGAUGUUGUUUUUAAAUGGUUUGAAAGGCAAGACAAAUCGGAUCCCAUAUAGUUAUUACAACUGGAGUGCAUCAGGUCAUUGGCCGUUAUACAAAGAUUUGAUUCAUUACGUGAAAAUUCAAUCACAGGUUAUUUUCAACCAAAAUUUUAAAUUAUAUAGGUAUUUUUUACCGUAGAACGUGUUUUAUAUAUCGUGUUGUCCAAACGACGCAUGUGAAACCGAUUAUAUAAUUACUAUUAUAAUUGAUUAAAAUUCAAAUAUUGUUUGACUUGUUGAUUAUCCAGAAUACCGUUGCUCUUAUUUAAUCCAGAUUACAGAGAUUAUACUGUAAUUGUCUUUUAGCAUGAUAUGAAUUGCUUAUGUUUUAAAUUUCCAAACGCGUUAGAAACGUGUGCAGACUUUGAUUCAAUUUUAUUUUUAAUAAUUUGUAAUAUUGCGAACUUAAUCCUUAAACGCUUAACUAGUCUCUUAUUAACUGAUUAUUUGUGAUGCACUUAACAGGAAAUCAUUGUUAAAGUUCGAAAUUACGCUAAGACGUCUUUUUUAUGUGAACUCGCACAUGCAUAUCACGACAAAGCUAUAAAGAGACUUUAAGCGGUGUGCACUUUAUAUUAGCCGUAAUAUUAAGAUUAGUUUACCUUUACGUGGAACACGUCAUGCCAGUUUCAACGAUAAAUACCAUGCCCAUAAUAAAGAUACCCGAUGAAUUUUCCCUGUAAUCGAUGUCUACAAUAACGAAAAUGGUACUAGAACAAACCAGAAUUGACAAUCGAAAUCGAUAAAUUUCCAGAUGUAUCUAGAUAUCGAUUUUCGUAGUUGCCAGAAUGUUCGAGUGCCGAUGUAUCGCUUACAAUCGACUAUGAAUUAAAGAUACCACAACUUAAAAAGGAGUUGGAACAACUAGGCUUAGCAACGAAUGGGUUGAAAGCUAAGUUACAAGCCCGGUUGCGAGAGGCGAUGGAAGAAGAAAACAUCAACGUUGACGAAUAUGUUUUUGAAUCGGUGUUGGAGGAAUCAACAACUAAGAUAGAAGAAAAGGAGAAGACUACAUGUUCCUCGGGGAUACAGGACAUGAACAUGGUUUUGUCUGCAAUAUCCCAGAUGUCCUCGCAGUUGUCGUCGCAGAUGUCGUCACAGUUUCAAGGGCAGAGACUUGAAUUAAUGGAGAUUAAAGCACAGCAGUCGCAGUUGUCAACACAAGUGACCUUACAAAUAACAGAUCUGCCCUCACAGAUAUCAGCUCAAUUGUCUUCACAGUUAAAAGAGCAGAAGGAAAGUCCGUCGCAGGAGGUGACCUCAUAUAUCGCUCAGGUGCCAACAAAGCUGAAAGAGCACGAGGAGAUUUUGUCAAAACACUUGGAAGCGAAUGAGGCGCGUAUGCCAAAACUUUUGGAAACACAUAGAGAGAUUUUGUCAACACAGUUGGAAUCGAAUGGGGUGUCCUUACAGUUGAAGGAGGACGAGUCUAUGGAUGUGACCUUAAAUAGAGCAGAGGUGUUAACACAGCUGGAAGUACAUGGAGAGUGUAUACACAAUUGAAGGAGCAGGAGGCACAUAUAAUGACGCAGGUGAUCCCAGAGAAGUCAGACGUGUCAUGGGCAAAAGAUUGUGAUAUGAAGGUACAAGAAUCUCAAGAUGAAGCUCCAGUUGUGAAACGUCCAAAGAAAGAAGAAAUGUCUGUAGAACCUCUAGUCGCGAAGGCACAGUGCAACAGUUUUAAGUUGGUGGCUGGUUGCUUAUAUCGAGUGUGGAAAGGCAAAGGAGGAUACUGCUCCCGAUCUCUCGUGGUUGUUGGAAACGAAAGAUCACCUAAAGUUUGCUACGAGAUGCACAAAGGUCCAAGUGAAGGGCACAUAAGAAUCACGGGAACCUUGGGAAGGUUGAGGAAUCAGUUUUGUUGGGUUGGUUGUCGUCAAUCAAUGAGAGAUUUCAUUGCAAAUGAGAUGUCGAGUUCCAAGAGACAUGUUCAGAUGAAGCAGUACAGUUCGGGAACGCCAUUGGAGCAAUUUGCCAUAGUUGUAGCUGGUCCAUAACCUACCAGCAAAUCAUUAAACAGGAGUGGUUUGAUGGCUAGGACGGAGAAAUACCCAAUUCUAAGCCAAGAGCCUGACGAGAUGGUGGGCGUGGACAUCAAAAGUUGGGAGAUGUCCCAGAAGCUAUGUGUCCGGAAAAUAUUUGAAGCUGCAUCACAUCCAAGAUCCGAUAUCAUGGUGGAAAAAUUCAUCCGAAUUUUGGAAGAGCAUUUUAGAAAGCUGGUGGACAGGUAUCACCACAGGUAUAGAGGAUGUCCAUAUAUCCAUGUUCCUGGCUUAUCGGCCUGCUGUACAGGAAUCAACGGUGUAGACGACAGCGAGUAUAAUUUUUUGUUACUGAAUGAUUUAAGGUUUGGGAUUGAUGAAAAUGGAGGGGAAUGUUGGGGAGGACGACAGUGUCCUGGAGGAUGAAAUUAAGGGAAGAAAUGCUAAGCGUUUAGUUCUGGAAGUAUGUCUAAUCGGGACGAUCAGACUUAAUUGGAUGACAGUGUAACGAAAAUGGCACUAGAACAAACCAGAACUGACAAUCGAAAUCCAUAAAUUUCCAGAUGUAUCUAGAUAUCGAUAUUCGUAGUUGCCAGAAUGUUCGAGUGCCGAUGUAUCGCUUACAAUCGACUAUAUAAGGGCUGUCGGACUGGCAGCAAGAGACAGUUCUAAUAAGAGAGUUGUCGAGUGAGGACAAUUCUAAGGAGAGAGUUGUCGAGCAAAGUUAAACAAGUUAUAAGUUAGAGUUGUAAAGUAGAGUAUUGAGUACUAAAGUGUUAAGUUAUAAGGAAUUAGAAAUAAAGUUUAGUGUAUAGCCAUUGGAGUGUGACUUUUAUUUGACAAUCCAGUGAUCGAACUCAGCGUAGAGUUUCAGCGUUAACGACAGAUUUUGGAAAUCCGUUACUAUUGUACUACUAUUGUAACGGAUAUCUACCCUGAGUUCCAGUGAUCGAAUUGUCAAAUAAAAGUCACACUUUAAUGGCUACACACUAAUCGUUACUUCUUAAUCCUUAUAACUUAUCACUUUAUUACUCAAUACUCUCAAUACUUUACUUCUCGACAACUCUCACUUUAGAAUUGUGCUUACUCGACCACUCUCUUAUUAAAACUGUGUUUUUUUUACCAGUCCGCCAGCCCUUAUAUAGUCGAUUGUUGCAAUAUAUCGCCACUCAAACAUUCUGGCAACUACGAUAAUCUGGAUAAAUCUGGCCAGUUAUCGAUGAUUGCCGAUUCUAGUUUGUUAUGAUAUCAUGUUCGUUACAAUAGUCUUCGAUUGGCUAAUAGUAUGUUUACAUAUAAAAAUAAUCUCGUCUAAGCACGUUCAAUAAUCUAACCGUUUACAUAUAGCCAAAUAAGAUUAUCAAUUGUCAAAUGUGUUGUAUUUGUUGUUGUAUUACAUCUAUUUCUCUCCCUGUCGGCCAUUUUUGUUUACAUUUUCAUUUGACAUUUCUCCUCUUCUUCGCAAAAUUAUCGAUAAAACUAGGAAUAACCCCGAAAA
This is a messenger RNA of Zeugodacus cucurbitae (melon fly), 4286 nucleotides long. RefSeq lists its product as uncharacterized. The record is from RefSeq and is a predicted model, not a curated record. Lineage: Eukaryota; Metazoa; Arthropoda; Insecta; Diptera; Tephritidae. The transcript has 2 exons. The coding region runs from base 1728 to 2309 and encodes 193 amino acids.